AUGCAAAACUUUCAUUAUUAAUCAUGCAAUAUGGCAGAUCAUGAAGAUGAAUUCCUCAAUAUGGUUUGUAUAGAUGAAAAGUGCAAUAAACAUCAACUUUUGUGUGUAUAUUGUAUGGAGGAACAUUAAUAAUGUAUUAAGCAUCCUGUAAAAAAAUUUUUGAGAGAUUUUAAAUCAUAGGUCGUUUCUUAAAAUCUUGAUACAGGUUCUAAAAUAGAAGAGUAAUAUUGUUAGAUUAUUUUAUAGUCUCAUAGUGUUUUAUGAUUAAAUUAAAACAACAAUGGAAUAAGCAUAAAAAGAAAUGAAUGAAAUAUUUGAGAGAUCUAAAUAAACAAUAAUAGAGUAAUAAUCUAUGAUGAAUAAUAGUACUAAAAAAUUGAUUAGUUAAUUUUCAUAGUAAGAGACCGCCAAAUCGGUAUAAAUGCAGAAAUUGAUCGAAUUUGAAUCAACUUUAAAUUAAGAUACUUUCAUUUAACUUUUGGCCGAAAUAGAAAGUUUUAAACCAAAUUCUGAAAGGUUUUCUUUUUCAAUCAAAAAAAUACAAGGACAUUAAAUAGGAUAAUUAUAGGAAAGAAUAGCAAAUGGUAAGUUUCACUAAAGAGAAUAUUAAAGCGCCAUAACUGGUUUAAAUGAAUAAUUUGUAAAUUUACAUGAAGUAUUGAAAAAGAAUUUAUAAAAUUAUUUUUUAAAUGCUCCAUAAAAACCAAUAGAACAAGAAUAAAAUGAAAGCAAAAUUAUUAAAUAAUAAUAAAGUUUAUAUCCUCUAAUUUAACCACCUACUCUUGAAAUAUAAGAGAAAUCAAUAAUAGCAAUAGAUGAUGAUUUGGAAGAGAUUGAAAGAGGAAAUAGAAACAAUGAAAAUAUUAAAAAGUAGACAACAAAUAAUAAUAAUAAUAAUAUUAAUAAUAAUAAUAAUAAUAAUAUUAAUAAUAAUAAUAUUAAUAAUAAUAAUAGUAAUAAUAAUCCCACUAAUAAUAAUCUAAUAAAUUAUUAGAAUAGUAAUUAAAAGAAUUAAGAUUCAUAGAUAUCAAUAACUGAUAUAUUGGAUAGUAGUUUUUCAAAGAAACAAUCAUUUUCAGAUAAUAAAUAGAAUUAAUCAAACAAUAAUAAAUAAUAGUAAAAUAAUAAGACAACAAAAUAAUUUUUACCAUCAUAUUAACCUACCUAAUAAAAUUCAAACUUUUAAAAAUAUUAAUCUUAAACAAAUAAUGGUACAUCUUAGAUUCCUACUAGAUAACCUCCUCUUCCUCCAUCUCCACCACCUCCACCUACAUAACCACCAUUAUAAUCUCCAUAAAUAGGUAUUAAAAAUAAUUUAAUCAUUAAUAGAUGCAUAUUAAGAUGAAAAUUAAGGUGAUGUGGAAACAAUAUUGAAUGUGUCUCAAGAUUAAAGUUUCUAACUUUUAUCAAAUUCUAGAGAAAUUACUAAAUUAUUACUAUUAAGUAAAUCAGUAGUAGCAGGAUGUGGAGGAUUAUAAUUUUAAGGAUUUGAUAUUACUACAUGCAAAAAGUUGUUUACAUUAAAUUUAGAUGCAGAUAUUACAGAUGCUGCAUAUUUAGAAACUGAUGAAUUUAAUGGAACUUUGUAUUUAGCUACAAAUAAAGGAAAAAUCGAAACUUUUAUUAGAGAAUCCAACAGUGAAAAUUAAUUUACUUUUAGAACUAAUUCAUAAUAGUUAGUUGAUAGACCUGGCGUUUUACUUAUACAAAUUAAUCAAUAAGAGAAAUAACUUGUAACUUUGGGUUAGGAUAAAGUCAUAAGAAUAUUUCCGAUAAAGACUUUGAGAGAAUUAAAGAGAUGUGAUAUUUAGGAUGUUGGAACAGCACUUCAUGUUGACUCUAAAUAUGUUUAUGUUGGAGGCAAUAAAUUUUUAUUUAUUUGGGAUUAAACAAGUUAAACAAAGAAAAUUAUUUAAAUUUCAGAAAGUAAAGUUAUAUCUAUUUAAACUAAUGAGAAUAAAUUGAUAGUAGGAUUAUCAGAUAAAAUUAAAAUAUAUGAAAGAAAAGCAAAUGGAGACUAUUAACCAAUACAUGAAUAAUCAUUUGGAGAAAUCAGUACCAUGAAUAUACUUAAGAAAUGGCCAAUAUUAUUGGUUUCAUGCACAUCAGUAUAAAUAAUAUUAUUUAUCUAUAGCAAUAACAAUAGAAGGUUUGCUUAUAUAAUUAUGAACAGGAUUCAUCUGAAAAGUUAUAAGAAUAGAAGGCUACAAGUUGUGCAGUAAGAGAAUUUGAUAAGAUCUAUCAUGUAGCAUUUGGAUAAGAAAAGGGACUGUGCAAUAUUUAUAGAAUCGAAUAAACUUAAUAAUAGCAAUCAUAAUGA
Molecule: messenger RNA, 2320 nt
Organism: Paramecium sonneborni
Lineage: Eukaryota; Ciliophora; Oligohymenophorea; Peniculida; Parameciidae
Source: the annotation of a GenBank genome assembly